Molecule: messenger RNA, 465 nt
Organism: Acanthoscelides obtectus
Lineage: Eukaryota; Metazoa; Arthropoda; Insecta; Coleoptera; Chrysomelidae
Source: the annotation of a GenBank genome assembly
AUGAUAGCAGAUAUAGCAAUUCAUCAUGGUAAUGCGUUAAGAACUCUUCAACAAGAAAAAAAUGAUAAUGUGAUGUAUAUCAAGCUGUUAAAAAAUAAAGAGGAAACAGCAAGUUUAAGCCGACAACACUUCCGUAUUGCUUCGAUAAUUGCUACAACAUGUGCCAGGUAUGAAAAUCCCACUUUUGUAAACUUUUAUAUGGACAAAGAUCCUGUGGCUAUAGGAAUUUCUAACUGUAUAACCGGAUAUCUGACUAUGAGAUCAAAAUUGGCUACAGUGAGAAUUGGAGAGAUGGAAGCCGCGUACUUAGGACCCAACUUUGAAAUAGAGUUGUUCUUUGAGUAUGCUAUCAAAGAGUAUCAUCUCAGAAAUCAACAGGAAGAAGAUGAGGACACUAUUGCCCCUAGAUUUAGAUCUGUUAAUAUAGAAGCGGCUAAUAAUAGAAAGAUAAGGAAUAGUAACUAG